This is a messenger RNA of Rhizophagus irregularis DAOM 181602=DAOM 197198, 2035 nucleotides long. RefSeq lists its product as uncharacterized. The record is from RefSeq and is a predicted model, not a curated record. Gene Ontology annotation, cellular component: cytosol; nucleus. Gene Ontology annotation, molecular function: cysteine-type deubiquitinase activity. Lineage: Eukaryota; Fungi; Glomeromycota; Glomeromycetes; Glomerales; Glomeraceae. Gene Ontology annotation, biological process: protein deubiquitination.
UCACUUUUAAAAUGGAUUGGCAUGGGUGAUUCGAAAAAAACUACUGCCAACGAGCCCUGGAGUAGUGGGUCUGAAAAAUAUUUCGGCUUGGAAAAUUUCGGAAAUACCUGCUAUUGCAAUUCUAUUUUACAAGCUCUUUAUUUUUGUAAACCGUUUCGAGAAUGCGUUAUCAACUUCCCGAAUGGACAAAAUGAUGUAAAUGCCACAUCUGAAAAUAAAGCGAAUAGUGAUAUAUCAUCAUCCAAUGGACUUAAUGAAGAUACUUUAUUUAGUGCAUUGAAAGAAUUAUUUUGGAAGAUAAGUAGUCAGAAAAAAAGAACUGGUGUUAUGGCGCCGAAUGGAUUCAUAGCAAAAUUAAAAAAAGAAAAUGAACUUUUUCGUACAACGAUGCACCAAGAUGCACAUGAAUUUUUAAAUUACACUCUUAAUGCUAUAGCCGAGAAUGUAAUAGAACAACAAAAGAAAAUGGAAGAAUUAGAAAGACAAAGAGAACAAGAGCAACGCUGUGACAUCAGUGAAAAGUCAAAAUCGUCAGUAAACGGUACAAGCAUAAACGAAAGUGAGGAAAGUGGCGUUUCAGCCGAUGAAAGUUCUUUCAAAGGAUCAGAAAUUAAUUCAAACACAUCCUCUUUAAAGACAACUUGGGUACAUAAACUAUUUGAGGGCACUUUAACAAAUGAAACGAAAUGUCUGACUUGUGAAACGAUCACAAGCAGAGAUGACCCUUUCCUUGAUCUUUCCAUUGAUAUUGAACAAAAUUCUUCUGUUACGUCUUGUUUGAGACAAUUUUCUGCAAGCGAAAUGUUAGUUCACCAGGAUAAAUUUUUUUGUGACGUGUGUUGUGGAUUACAAGAGGCCGAAAAGAGGAUGAAAAUUAAAAAAUUGCCCAAUGUAUUAGCGUUACAUUUAAAACGCUUUAAAUAUCAAGAAAGGUUACAGAAAUAUAUUAAAUUAUCAUAUAGAGUAGUGUUUCCUUUUGAAUUACGACUAUUCAACACGUGUGAUAAUAUUAAAGAUCCUGAUCGCCUUUAUGAACUUUAUGCAAUUUGUGUCCACAUUGGAAGUGGCCCAUAUCAUGGCCAUUAUGUUACAUUGGUAAAGAGCAUGGGACAAUGGCUUUUAUUUGAUGACGAUACUGUAGAGCCUGUAGAUGAAAGUGAAAUUCACAAAUAUUUUGGAGAUAUACCGGCAACUGGAUCAGGUUAUGUGUUAUUUUAUCAAGCCUGUGAUUUAGAUUUAAGUUCUCUUGGUCUACCGUAUUCUGUUUGGGCAAACAAUGUAGCCUCUAGUGCAUCAUCAGAAGUAUCAGCAGAGGGUGCUGCUGAAUCACAUUCUAUUGAUGCACAAUCCACGUCAACUACAAUUAAUGGUGCUGAUAAUAAUAAUAAUGUUGCAUCUUCAAUAAACAAUGAAGAGCCUAAAAAAGAGCGUCAAACUCCUGUAAGGGAACCAUCAUUUUCUGAACGUCUGACGACUAUACUACCGAGAAAAAAAGAUAAUAAUCCAGAUAGACGUAAAUCACAUGGUGAUCAAGAUUCAAAGGACAAUGAUGACAAUAAUACACAUGAAAAAUCGUCGUCACAAGAAAAAGAAAAAACAUCAUGGUUUACAAAAUCUAAUAAUAAAUCAAACAAAGAAAAAGACAAAGAUAAGGAUAAGAAAGAUGAUAAAGACGAAAAAAAGACUUCGUCAAACCUGGAAUCGUUAUUCGAAGAGGGUACUAAUAACACACAAACGAGUAAAAAAGAUAAGAAAGCAGAGAAAGAAGAGAAGAAAAGAGAAAAGAAGGCUAAGUCAGAGAGUAAAAAAAUGGAAAAAUUAGCAGCGUCUAAUGGAAUUAAAACAAUUUAAUACUAUUUAAUAGAACACUACACUAAGGAACAAGAGAAAUGGUUGGUUUGAGGAUUAAAUAAAAAACUUUCUUCCUUUUUUUUUAUGAAAAUCGUUUUUAUUAUAAAUAAUGUUCUUCCUCUUUCAGCUAUAUUCUGAUAUUAUUUCUUUAUCUUAAUUUAAAAAAAUAUAUAUAUAUAUAUAU